Molecule: messenger RNA, 787 nt
Organism: Cinara cedri
Lineage: Eukaryota; Metazoa; Arthropoda; Insecta; Hemiptera; Aphididae
Source: the annotation of a GenBank genome assembly
CACAAAAAUAAUAAUUAAGAGAAUAAAAACUUACGAAAUGUCUACGUUUUUAGUACAUAUAUAAGUAAAAAUUUUCGCGCUUUAAUACACAGGUAUUUCGUUAGCUUUUCGUGAAGUUUGUCUUUCCGUUUAACUCGAAAUGGCUCCAACUCCAAAAUCGUCAGGCAAAGCGAUGAAGAAGUCCGGCAAGGCGCAGAAGAACAUCACUAAAUCCGACAAAAAACGCAAACCUAAGAGGAAAGAAUCUUACGGUAUUUAUAUUUACAAAGUGUUGAAACAAGUGCAUCCCGAUACCGGUGUGUCUUCCAAAGCAAUGAGCAUCAUGAACAGUUUUGUCAACGAUAUUUUCGAACGUAUUGCUGCCGAGUCUAGCCGUCUCGCCCAUUACAAUAAGCGUUCUACGAUCACCAGUCGGGAAAUACAGACUGCUGUCCGUUUAUUAUUGCCCGGUGAACUGGCAAAGCACGCCGUUAGUGAAGGUACCAAGGCCGUAACUAAGUACACCAGUUCUAAGUAAAUUUACGAAUUGCAGUAUUUUGAACGAUUAAAACGGCCCUUAUCAGGGCCCAACAAAUUAAUGUCAAAUAAUGCCUUUUUUUAUGAUUACUAGCGAUGGGAAUAAUCGAGUGAGAUUCAUUCGAUUAAAAUAAUCGAAAAACAUUUUGAUUUUCAUAAUCGAAUUAUUUAUUCGAUAUACUAAACAAGUAGAUAAGAAACACUCAUUAUACCGUGCAAAUUCAUACUAAUUUAGAUUCCGAGCAGUAACACUCAUUAUAUUCAUUAAAUC